Molecule: messenger RNA, 1142 nt
Organism: Theobroma umbraticum
Lineage: Eukaryota; Viridiplantae; Streptophyta; Magnoliopsida; Malvales; Malvaceae
Gene: CYCD1;1
Product: CYCLIN D1;1
Source: RefSeq, a predicted model, not a curated record
AAGUGUAUUUAUAAAGCGCUUUUUUAAAAUUGGUAGGUCGUACUAUUUCUUUUAUAUAUGAUGGUAUAUACUCUGAAUAGAGUUUUACUAGAUUAUUCUUGUUGUUUUGAUGGAUGGUUGGUACCUUUUCUAAUGAGCUGAGUAAAUGUGCCCGGAAUUUACGUUAAUAAUUCCACAAAAAAGUUCAUAUCUACAUGUGUUAGAUAGUCAUUAUUUUUGGUACUACUAUUAUUAAUGGGAUGAUGAUUUGUGGUGAUUAACAAUUAAUGUGAUGUAUCUUUUUGUUUUUUUUGAUCUUUUGCUUUUCAGCAAAAUAGUGGGUGGCAAUUGCAACUUUUAUCUGUUGCUUGCUUGUCGCUAGCGGCUAAGAUGGAGGAACCUCUUGUUCCAUCUCUCUUAGAUCUUCAGGUAGAGGGUGCCAAAUAUAUUUUUGAACCAAAAACAAUCCGCAGGAUGGAGCUGCUUGUGCUCACGGUUUUGGAUUGGAGGCUACGAUCAGUAACGCCAUUCAGUUUCAUUGCUUUCUUUGCUUGCAAGCUCGAUCGAACAGGAACUUUUAUUGGGUUUCUGAUCUCAAGGGCAACGGACAUCAUUUUAUCCAAUAUCAAAGAGGCCAGCUUUCUAGAGUAUUGGCCGUCAAGCAUUGCUGCUGCAGCGAUACUAUGUGCAGCCAAUGAAAUUCCAAACUUGUCUCUUGUUAAUCCUGAACAUGCUGAGUCAUGGUGUGAUGGACUAAGCAAAGAGAAAAUCCUUAGCUGCUACCGGUUAAUGCAAGAACUUGUGCUUGACAAUGCCAGGAGGAAAGCACCAAAGAUCUUACCACAGCUUCGGGUAACAAUCAGGGGCAGAAUGAGAUCCAGUUUGCCAUUGGUUUUUAUUGUGACUGUAUCACGGAAGAAAAUUUUUAUGACUCGCUGUGGAAUUUUGCGGAGGCAUCGUCUCAGUGAAGGGACUGGCAGUUGGUCCCGCAGGCAAUAAAGACGUUUCAUUCAUGAACAUGACCCUCUUAGCAAGCAAUUGUCACUCGUGAUCCGUGAUCGCCCAGCCCUUACCUGGUUCCCUAAUUUCUUCCAUCUCUUAAAAACCACACAUCUCAACUCAUUAGUCGUCAAUCAAUUUAAAUAGCCGAUUUCCAAGGGUUU